GAUCUCAGUUGGAAACGAGGCGUCGUACGGUGCGGUUUAUUACUGGAUCCAUAAGAUCGCUGGAAGCAAAACAUAAGCGCAAACAUAGGGUUUAAAGCCCCCCCACUCUCUCAGUCUAAAGCUCCCUCGCUCUCUCCGUGCGUGUAUCGCGUGUGCGCUCUCUCGUUCUCUUGUUUGCCAAGCUCAACACGUGGGCGAGCAUCAAAAAAGCGAUAUUAUUAUUGCUUUGGAAACGUGAUUAGUUCUGGUUGUUGUUUUCCAUUCGAAAUAUGUCGCACCGCGUCCUAGUAAUCGGCAGCGGGGGUCGGGAGCACGCCAUUUGUUGGAAGCUCUCGCAGUCGCCGAAAAUAAAGCAGAUCUACGCCCUGCCCGGCAGCUAUGGCAUCCAGCAGGUGGACAAAUGCCAGAAUCUGGACUCCAAGGUCCUGGACCCAAAGGAUUUCGAGGCCAUUGCCAAGUGGAGUAAGGAAAAGGAGAUAGCUCUAGUGGUCGUGGGACCGGAAGAUCCGCUAGCCUUGGGCUUGGGCGAUGUCCUGCAAAAGGAGGGCAUUGCUUGCUUUGGUCCUGGCAAACAGGGUGCCCAAAUCGAGGCGGACAAGAAAUGGGCCAAGGACUUUAUGUUGCGUCACGGGAUUCCAACGGCACGAUACGAGAGUUUCACGGACACGGACAAAGCCAAAGCGUUCAUCAAGAGCGCCCCCUAUCCGGCUCUGGUGGUGAAGGCGGCUGGUCUGGCCGCUGGCAAGGGUGUGGUGGUGGCCGCCAAUGUGGAUGAAGCCUGCCAGGCAGUGGAUGAAAUCCUGGGCCAGCUAAAGUACGGACAAGCGGGAGCUACCCUGGUAGUGGAGGAGCUUCUGGAGGGUGAAGAGAUCUCGGUGCUGGCCUUCACCGAUGGCAAGAGUGUGCGCGCCAUGCUGCCCGCCCAGGAUCACAAGCGGUUGGGCAACGGCGACUCUGGACCGAACACCGGCGGCAUGGGGGCCUACUGUCCAUGUCCGCUGAUUAGUCAGCCGGCACUGGAACUGGUCCAAAAGGCCGUUCUUGAGAGGGCCGUGCAGGGCUUGGCCAAGGAACGAAUCUCCUACCAGGGUGUUCUCUACGCAGGACUCAUGCUGACACGCGAUGGUCCCCGCGUCCUGGAGUUCAACUGUCGCUUUGGCGAUCCGGAGACUCAGGUCAUUCUGCCGCUGCUCGAAACCGAUCUGUUUGAUGUGAUGCUGGCUUGUUGCACCGGAAAGCUGGACAAGCUCACUCUGCAGUGGCGGAGUGGAGUCAGCGCCGUGGGCGUGAUCCUAGCCAGUGCUGGCUAUCCGGAGACUUCCACAAAAGGAUGUAUUAUCACAGGUCUUCCUGCGAACAACACUCCGACCCAACUGAUAUUCCAUAGUGGCCUGGCCGUGAACAAAGAAAAACAAGCUCUGACCAAUGGCGGUCGUGUCCUAAUUGCCAUUGCUCUCGACGGCGGCCUGAAGGAGGCAGCUGCCAAGGCCACCAAAUUGGCUGGCAGUAUCAGCUUUUCCGGCUCUGGAGCUCAGUACAGAACGGAUAUUGCCCAAAAGGCCUUUAAAAUAGCCACUGCCAGCACUCCAGGAUUAAGCUACAAGGACAGCGGCGUAGAUAUCGAUGCUGGCGAUGCUCUUGUCCAGCGGAUUAAGCCCUUGUCCCGCGGCACCCAGAGGCCGGGCGUUCUUGGCGGCCUGGGUGGCUUUGGUGGACUUUUUCGCCUAAAUGAGCUCAGCUACAAGGAGCCCGUCAUUGCCGAGGCCACACAGGGAGUGGGAGCCAAGAUUAAGCUGGCCCUGGAGCACGAAUUGUAUGAGAAUGUGGGCUACGACCUAUUUGCCCUCUCUGCCAACGAUCUGCUUGAGUUUGGUGCUGAGCCUGUGGCCUUCCUGGAUUACAUUGCCUGCGGCAAGCUUAACGUUCCGCUGGCUGCUCAGCUGGUCAAGGGAAUGGCUGAUGGUUGUCGGGAUGCGCGCUGCGCUUUAGUUGGUGGCGAAACAGCGGAGAUGCCCUCACUCUAUGGACCCGGUCAGCAUGACAUGGCCGGCUAUUGUGUUGGCAUCGUGGAGCAGUCUCGCGUUCUGCCACGAUUUAAUCUCUAUCAGCCAGGAGAUCUUCUUAUUGGCCUGCCGUCAUCUGGACUCCACUGUGCCGGCUUUAACGAAAUUCUCACAAGGCUGCAAGACUUGAAAGUGAAUCUCAAGGAUCUGUCCCCCGUCGACGGUGGAGAGGAUGGUCUCUCCCUGGCCCAUUCCCUGGCCACGCCCACCCGACUGUAUGUUCAGCAGCUGCUUUCCCACCUCCAGAAAGGGGAUGAGAUCAAGUCGGUGGCCCACGUGACCCAUGGCCUUCUGAACGAUGUACAGCGCCUAUUGCCUGAGGGUUUCGAGACCACACUGGACUUUGGAGCGGUUCCCGUUCCCAAGAUCUUUGGCUGGCUGGCGGGAAAGCUUAAGCUCAGCGCAGCAACAUUGCUGGAGCGACACAAUUGCGGCAUUGGUAUGCUUUUAGUCCUGCCACAGUCUAGCCAGUUGUGGCGCACAUCCCUGCCAGGGGCCAAGGUUUUGGGCGUUCUGCAGCGACGAGCAAAGACCACUGGAGCUGCAGUGCAGGUGCGCAACUUUACAGAGCAACUGCAGCGCGUAGCUGCUCCUUUUGGAGGACUUGGUGAACGUGAGCUGCCAGAGGAGCUAAAAAAACUGGCCUCCAAAGACGCUGUAGCAGCCUCGAGGGCGGAUUGCUUUGAGAAUGCAGUUGGACGCCGUCUAACUCGGGUUUCGGGUAACUACAAGGACCCUAUUCUUAUUUUGGGCACUGAUGGUGUGGGCACCAAGCUGAAAAUUGCCCAGCAAACGAAUCGCAACUCCAGCGUGGGCAUCGAUCUGGUGGCCAUGUGUGUCAACGAUAUUCUGUGCAAUGGAGCCGAGCCGCUGAGCUUCUCCAGCUACUAUGCCUGUGGUCAGUGGCAGGAGGAGCUGGCCAAGGAGGUACAUGGCGGAGUCCUAGAGGGUUCUCGGCAGGCCAACAGCAGUUUCAUUGAUUCGCACAGUGCUGCCCUGCCGCUGCUGUACGAGCCCCAGGUGUAUGACCUGGCUGGCUUCGCCCUGGGUAUUGCUGAACGCUCUGGUAUCCUGCCCCGUUUAAGCGACAUUCAGCCGGGUGAUGUGCUCAUCGGCUUGCCAUCGUCAGGUGUCCACAGCAAUGGUUUCAGUCUGGUGCAUGCCGUCCUGAGACGCGUCGGCUUGGGUCUCAACGAUAAGGCGCCUUUCAGCGAGAAGACACUUGGCGAGGAGCUGCUCGUGCCCACCAAGAUAUAUGUAAAGGCAUUGGCCGAGUUGCUAUCGCAACCAAAUCACGGGAUCAAGGCUCUAGCCCACAUCACCGGCGGCGGGCUCAGUGAGAACAUUCCGCGCGUGCUCCGCAAGGAUCUGGCAGUGCGUCUGGACGCCAAUGAAUUUCAGCUACCGCCUGUCUUUGCCUGGCUGGCGGCAGCUGGAAACAUUAGCUCCGCCGAGUUGCAGCGCACCUACAACUGCGGCUUAGGUCUGGUCCUGGUGGUUUCCGCCGCCGAUGCCGACCGUGUACUGAAGGAGUUACGGUACCCACAGCGGGCUUCUUUGGUUGGAGAGGUUAUUGCCCGCAAGGAUCCGAAGAAGCCGCAGGUGGUGGUCCAGAACUUCGAGGCCUCGUUGGCGAGGACCCAAAAGAUGCUCUCCACGCCCCGUAAACGAGUGGCUGUUCUCAUCUCGGGAACGGGCAGCAACCUGCAGGCACUCAUCGAUGCCACUCGCGAUUCCGCCCAGGGUGUGCAUGCCGAGAUUGUGCUGGUGAUAAGCAACAAGCCAGGUGUCCUGGGCCUGGAACGUGCCACUCGUGCCGGAAUACCCUCCGUGGUCAUCGCACACAAGGACUUUAAGACUCGAGAGCUCUAUGACGACGAACUGACGCGAAAUCUCAAGGCAGCUCGUGUGGAUUUGGUGUGCCUAGCCGGCUUCAUGCGCAUUUUGAGUGCACCGUUUGUUCGGGAGUGGUCUGGCCGUCUCAUCAAUAUCCAUCCUUCUCUGCUGCCCAAGUACCCGGGUCUACAUGUCCAGCGGCAGGCGUUGGAGGCUGGCGAGGAGGAGUCGGGAUGCACGGUUCAUUUUGUGGACGAGGGCGUGGACACGGGAGCCAUUCUAGUUCAGGCUGCAGUUCCCAUUUUGCCCGGAGACGAUGAGGACGCUUUGACGCAGCGCAUCCACAAGGCCGAGCACUGGGCGUUCCCAAGAGCUCUAGCCCUGCUGGCCAGCGGAACAGUGCGUCUCAGUGCCGAGGGAAGAACUACACUGCCAUCCUAGGCUGUUUUUGAGUUAGGCACGGAAAUCACAGGGAUGGAUACAUCUGCCAAUAAAUGACGUUUCUUUA
Molecule: messenger RNA, 4407 nt
Organism: Drosophila kikkawai
Lineage: Eukaryota; Metazoa; Arthropoda; Insecta; Diptera; Drosophilidae
Gene: Gart
Product: trifunctional purine biosynthetic protein adenosine-3 Gart
Biological process (GO): adenine biosynthetic process; 'de novo' IMP biosynthetic process
Cellular component (GO): cytosol
Molecular function (GO): ATP binding; phosphoribosylglycinamide formyltransferase activity; phosphoribosylamine-glycine ligase activity
Source: RefSeq, a predicted model, not a curated record